AUGGUUAAGACGGUCCCGAUUUUUAACGCCCAUCAACUCGCAUAUCUUGCCGUGGGUUUCUCUGUAAUCUAUAUUCUGGCAGUAAGAAAAUAUCGUUACCAACGAGCCCGCUCUGUUGAAACAAAAUAUUACCGAAAUGGACGUCCAUUGUCGGAGAUGACUGUCAAAGAAGCCCAUGAGGUGGUGCGCAAUCUACGGGAAUUGGAAUUUCCAUUCUCGAUGCAUCUCUCUAUGAAACUGUCUCUGCUAAAGACUGGUUCGAUUCCCACGAUGGCCAAGUUGUUUGUCGCAACGAGACAACUGAACGACAAAAAUGCGUCAAAACGUGCAGCAGAUACAGAAAUUAUUCUGAACGAGGUUCACGACAGAGAACCAGGCUCUGACUCCCAUCUACUUGGAAUUUCCCGCAUGAACUAUCUGCACGCCCGAUUCCGGAAAGCCGGCAAGAUUCUGGAUGAUGAUAUGCUACAUACUCUGGGCUCCGCUGUGCUCGAUAUUUUCCAGACCAUUGGCUCAAUCGAAUGGCGAGAUCUUACAGAUGUCGAAAAGUGUGCGAUUGGUGUUUUCCAUAAAGCUCUUGGUGACGCUAUGGAAAUUCCGUUCACCAAGCUCCCGUCACAAAAGGACGGUUGGAGAGAUGGGAUCCAUUUUGCUGAGGAGAUUAUGGGCUGGACAUUGCAAUACGAAAGGCGAGUUGCUGAGCCAACCAGCUCUACUCGCGAGAUCGGACGGCAGCUCAUGAAUCUGGCCACAUUCCAUCUUCCGUCUGGGUUGAAACAAUUUGGGGAGCAAAUGAUUGCUUCUAGGGUGGAGGGUUAUAUGCAGGAGAGUAUGGGGUUUCGGAAGCCAACAACCCUCCAUUACACUCUGAUGGGAGGAAUUUUCAACAUCCGAAAAUUUGUUUUACGAUAUCUAAGUUUUCCCCGGCCAGAGAGCAAGAAAGUUCACAUGCUCAGUAGCUCUCCAGACCCUGUCACCGGUCUGUACACAGCCAAUUUCUGGAUUGCCCAUCCUUGGUAUGUGAAGCCAACCUUUUCUAAUCGGUGGAGCUUCAAGGCAAUUUUGGCGUGGAUAACCGGUGGGCCUUCUCUGACAGACGGGAGUCCAUGGCGGGCGGACGGAUAUGACCUGAGAACUAUUGGCCCGACUGCCCAGGAGAAACGCGGAGCGGAUGAAAUGGAGGAUAUAUUCGCAGACUUGAAGAAGCAAGGAUAUGCUGGUGGAUGCCCGUUUCAUUCCUAA
Messenger RNA from Penicillium roqueforti, 1242 nucleotides. RefSeq lists its product as uncharacterized. Bases 1 to 1242 code for a protein of 413 amino acids. The transcript has 3 exons. NCBI's taxonomy places the organism in Eukaryota, Fungi, Ascomycota, Eurotiomycetes, Eurotiales, Aspergillaceae. The record is from RefSeq and is a predicted model, not a curated record. Gene Ontology annotation, molecular function: oxidoreductase activity.